GCGCUGGGCGGGGCUCGGGGCGGCGAUGGCGGCGCUGCCGGCGGUGGCCGCGGGGCUGCUGGGGGCGGUGGCGGCGGCUGCGGCGAAGCUGGCGCUGGGUCCGUGGCUGCCUGUGCUGUUUCGCAUCAGCUGUGUUGGCUUGGUGUUUGCUUGCAAUGCGGUCAUGUGGACAGUCUUUGCAAAAGCCCUGCGACUUUCCUCCUCCUCGGCUGCUGUCUCUGUGACAACAAUGGCCUCCAACUUCAUCUCUUCGGCCAUCCUGGGCAAGCUUCUCUUUGGGGAGACGUGGACGCCUCUGUGGUGGGUUGGCCUUGCUGUGACGCUCUGUGGCCUCAUGCUGCUGCACACUGCUGCACCCCAGCUAGGACAGUUUCUGGUGGAGAAGAAGGAGACAUGAUGGCUGCUGGAAGGGGCGCAGUGCCAUGCUGGCCCUCACCCAUUGCUGUCCUGCCUCAUGCUGGUGGCCCUGGUCCCCAGACAACUCCGAACACGCCAGCCACAGACCUGCUGACCCCUGCUCAUCUGCUGAUGUGCCAGCUUAUGAAGUCAUGUUGGUUGCAUCUUUCCUAGCAGGCUGGCGGUGGUGUGGCGGCAGUGACAGCCUCAGAGGGAGCUGGUCUGCUCUGAGUCAGUAUCGUGGAAAUCAGGGCCAGAGACUUAUCAGCUGCUCCUCCUCUUCACACCUAGCAGCUGCAGAGCUUUCCCAGUUCGGGGAAGGUGGAAAGUAAACAUAAUGGCUGUGGAAGGUGCCUGUGCAUUGGUACUUUUCCAUAAGAUGACCCUUCCCAAAAUAGAAAGGCAGUCAGAAGCAGACAGUGAAGGCGGCUGAUAUUUCUGCUCUGCUGUGUUUAACUUUCCUCUCUGCCUCUUGAAAUGGCCCUCUGCCUACCCUAAGCUCCUGCUGCUGGUAAGGCUGUGGAGCCUUUCAUUAAUUCCUCCAGCUUCCCCUACCUAUCACAUAAGCCUUUUAACUUGCCAUUGGAUCUAACACCUGUAAUUCUGGCUUUCCCAUUUCUGACAUCUUACUCACUGUAAGGUUGCUGCUUUAUCCUUUAAACUCUUAAACAGGAUGGGGUUUUAUUUGCCGUUCCUGCUCUGUGUGGGUCAAACUAGUUUUGGGAGAAUACAACAGGCUGCACUUGAACAGUCAGCUGCUUUUACUGAGUGUCCAUGUUCAACACAUCCCCCCACCUUUUGGUUGGAAAUUGCUUUAACACUUGGUAAAAUGGAGUUUCUCAAGCAACAUGGGUUUUCACACCUCUGGAUGAUGCUGAUUCCCAUUUGUGCAGUGUAAUCAGCCGGAUCACCGGUACCCAUGUAUGUGUCAAAUAUUGGGUCAGCGAUUACUCUCUGUUCAUGAUGAGACAUGUCGUCAAGGUGUACAUGUCAGGAAUCAUCAUUCUUAAGGUAUCGACUUCUUUCCCCUGCACACACAUCUUGUUUUACUCGGAGUUUUUUUAAGUGCAAUCCUAAUCGAGAAAUACAAUGAUAUCUAAAAGUGUAUGCAUCAUGCUGGUGAUACAACUUGUUUGCUCUAGGCUUGCCAGGUUGUCUCUGUGGUCUCGUAAUCACAGAAAGUGAGUCACAGUUGUGGCAUGUGCAGAAAACCUAAGGACACGUUUCUGCGAGCCUCUAUAUCAGAACUUGUCAGGUUUGUCAUUACUGGCAGCUAUGCACCCUGUCUCACAGAAGUGUAAAAAUAGACUUGCAGCUGGAAAUGCCCCUGGAGUUGGGUUUGUGCCUUUUCUUUCUUUUUAUCAGCUAGAUGAAAAGUCAGUGUUCCAAGAAGAGGCUGGGAGCAGUUCUAAGCCCCCUGCUUCAGAAGAGCAUCCUAGCUUGUCACAUCCAGCAGCCUUGUUCCAAGAAGGAAAAAGACUUUGACUCUCCCCUUGGUGUGCUCAUAAGUCUCCUCUCCAAACAGAGUAGCUACAUGUGUGGUGAUGAAGAGGGCAGAGUGCUCUGAGUGCCUUUCCUCCUUGCCAGCGGGAGUCUUCACACCCAGGGAGCAAUUUGGUAAGCAGCAGGGGCAAAACAGGGGCUUGACACGGUGCCUUAACAUCCCUUAUAUAUUUGUGGAGAUGACAACCAAGAGUCAUGCAUUUCUAAGUACAUCAAGUCUUAGACCUUUGUAUGCUAUGGAGAAAUAAUGAAGUCUGCAAGCCUCAUUUGUUUGCCUGUGUUAUUAACUCUCAGCCAGCUGUAAGCUAUGGCCCCCUUUGUGCAAACAGCAGGAGAAGGCCUAGGCUCUCUCCUCUCUGGUUACUUUGGUCAUUGGCCCUAUUCCUAACAAACCUUUUGAAAAGUUUUAACAUGGACUGUCUCAAAAGUGACGUUUCUUUAUUACAGUCAUUGUUUGAGGUCAAGUUCUAGGAGAUGUUUGCACAUGUGCAGAAAGUGCAGUGUAUUGGCUUUGUCUGGAAAGGUUUUGGUAGCAGAGGGGCUACAGGUGUGCCUUCUGUGAGAGCUGCUAGAAGCUUUCUCUGUGUCCAGAAGAGCCAAUGCCAGUAGGAUGCUAGACGGACCUGCCACUGGCCGAAGGCGAUCCAGUCAGCGACACUGGUAGCACCUCUGGGAUAACGUAUUUUAGAAGGAGAAUAAAAAACUGCAUCAGAACAGCAGCCAGAAGAGAGGAUUGAGAAUAUGUGAGAGAAACAACUCUGCAGACACCAAAGUCAGUGAAGAAAGAGGAGGAGAAGGUCUCGGAGUAGAGAUGCCCCUGCCGCCUGUAGUGAAGACGAUGGUGAGGCAGGCUGUCGCCAUGUGGCUCUGAGAGGUCCACAGUGGAGCAGAUAUCCACUUGUAGCCUGUCAAGACCCCAUGCCAGAGUGAGUGGAUUCCUGAAGGAGGCUGUGACCCCAUGGAAAGCCCAUGCUGGAGCAUGGCCUUGGUAGGACCUAUGGACCCGUGGGGAGAGGAGCCCAUGCUGGAGCAGGUUUGUUGGCAGGACUUGUGACGCCCUGCAACAGUCCAUUCUUGAAGGACUGCACCCUGUGCGAUGAACCCAUGCUGAAGCAGUUUGGGAAGAAUUGCAGCUUCUGGGAAGGACUUGUGUUGGAGAAGUUAAUGGAGGACUGUCUACCCUGGGAGGGAACGGAUGCUUUAGCAGGAGAGGAGCACGAGAAGUCCUCUCCCUGAGAAGGAAGGAGAGUCAGAGACACUGUGGGAUGAACUGACGACAACCCCCAUUCCCCUGUGCUGCUGGGAGGGAGGAGGUCGAGAAAAUCAGGAGUAAAGAUAAGCCUGGGGAGAAGGGGGGUGGGGGGGAGAUGUUUUUAAGAUUUGGGUUUAUUUCUCAUUAUUUUCUCUGGUUUCACUGGUAAUAAACUUAAUUAAUUUCCCCAAGUCAAGUGUGUUUUGCCCAUGACAGUAACCGCUGAGUGACCUCCCUGUCCUUUAUCUUGACCCACGAGCAUUUCAUUAUAUUUUCUCUCCCCUGUCCAGCUGAGGAGGGCGAGUGAUAGAGCGGCUUUGGCGGACACCUUGCAUGCAGCCAAGUCAAGCCAUCACAUGCGGGCAAUAUUUUAUUUGAUCUUGCUCACUUCUAAGGCGGAAGAAUGUAGAGCUGUAAAUCUGCUGUCAUAAAUUCUUGAUAUUUGGAACGGAAAUUAGUCUUCCUCCAAUUUCUGUGGGAGGAAAAGAUUGCCAGGCAGACUGCGUUUUUUGGCAGUAUCCCUCUUCUCUGUGUACAGAGGGUUUGGCCCACGUCUGCUGGCGCUGCCUGUCAGCAUGAGGCCAGGACUGUGAGGAAGGCUGCAAUCACCGUAUGGCAAAGCGGCGGGCUUGUAGUAAAUGGUUCAUGUGUGGUCAUCCAAAAUGUGACUGGAGGUGAUCUCAAAAAAGGGUGCACGGCAUUUCCAAAUGAAAACACUGUCCAAAGUUCAGUGACUGAAAUGUAAUAUUUAAGACCACACUCAAAAAACAGUUAUGUGAGAUUAAUGAGCAAGCUGUGUGUGAAGUUUGAAUGGUUCUGAUGUGGUAGACCUUGUAAGCUGGCUGAAGAUCAUGGCCAGCUGUAAGACCUUGGUUUACCAGAGCAGAAGAUGGGUUAUCCUUAGGCGGGAACUCCAGUGGUGUGCUUGUGUGGUGUUUUACACACUUGAGCUGAGGUGUUUUUAGAGAAGAGUCUCAGGCACACAUUUCUGCUCGAGUUCCAGCAAAAUACACUUGUUUGCGCAUCUUCCGGGCACUGGCUGUAAUGAGUCUUUCCUGUUCUUUGCCAAACACAACCCUCAUUUUUCAGCAUCUGUUCAUCAGUUUUUCCUCAAGCAGGGCUAUACCAUAUCACGCUUAAAACAGCAGGAGAAGCAGGUUCAUGGUUCGCUGCAAGACUCACAAUGCCGGUCACAAGGUAUGAUAAUAUUAUACUCUAAGGUAAAUAAUAAUUUAUAUACCUUUACAAGGAUCAAAGCCAAAUUAAAUUGUAAUUGCAGUUGAACCUUAAAGCGGAGUCUGGCUGAUUAGAUAAGGAACCAUGCAUAAAACCUGAGAAAUGUCCCUAUUGUCAUUUACAACCAACCACAGAAAC
This is a messenger RNA of Cuculus canorus (common cuckoo), 4525 nucleotides long. It is a transcript of the gene TMEM42, whose product is annotated as transmembrane protein 42. Lineage: Eukaryota; Metazoa; Chordata; Aves; Cuculiformes; Cuculidae. The transcript has 3 exons. The record is from RefSeq and is a predicted model, not a curated record. Bases 26 to 397 code for a protein of 123 amino acids.